Prunus armeniaca (apricot) is the source of this 1242-nucleotide messenger RNA. Lineage: Eukaryota; Viridiplantae; Streptophyta; Magnoliopsida; Rosales; Rosaceae. The record is from the annotation of a GenBank genome assembly.
AUGUGGGCAGCUUCCUGCCUGGCGUCGUGCUGCGCUGCUUGCGCCUGCGAUGCGUGCCGGACGGUGGUGUCGAGUAUCAGCCGCCGGUCUGCAAGGAUUGCAUACUGUGGGCUCUUCGCGCUUUCUCUGAUCGUCUCAUGGAUUCUCCGUGAGGUCGCAGCUCCCCUCUUGGAAAAGAUUCCUUGGAUUACUCAGUUUAAUCAGACACAUAACAGGGAGUGGUUCGAAACAGAUGCAGUGCUUCGUGUUAGCUUGGGAAAUUUUCUCUUCUUCACCAUUUUAGCUGUUAUGAUGGUUGGCGUGAAAAGCCAGAAGGAUCCUCGUGAUAGUUUGCACCAUGGUGGAUGGAUGAUGAAAAUUAUUUCCUGGUGCCUUUUAGUGAUCUUCAUGUUUUUCAUACCAAAUGAGAUUGUUAGCUUCUAUGAGACAAUUUCAAAGUUUGGCUCAGGAUUUUUUCUCCUUGUACAAGUUGUACUUUUGUUGGAUUUUGUUCAUGGGUGGAAUGACAAAUGGGUUGGAUAUGAUGAGCAGUUCUGGUACAUUGCACUUUUUGUUGUUUCUCUUGUUUGUUAUCUGGCAACAUUCGUCUUCUCUGGACUUCUUUUCCAUUGGUUUACGCCAUCUGGACAUGACUGUGGGCUCAACACCUUCUUUAUUGUCACAACUCUGAUCUGUGUGUUCCUUUUUCUCAUAGUCGCUCUGCAUCCUGCUGUAAAUGGCAGCAUUUUGCCAGCGUCAGUUAUAUCAAUGUAUUGCACAUACCUUUGCUACAGUGCACUUGCCAGUGAACCAAGGGAAUAUGAGUGCAAUGGUCUUCACAAACAUUCCAAAGCUGUUUCCACUGGGACCCUUACCUUUGGUUUGCUAACCACUGUUCUUUCUGUGGUUUAUUCUGCUGUUCGUGCUGGAUCUUCUACAACUCUUCUCUCCCCACCAAGUUCUCCUCGUGCAGGUGCUGGAAAGCCUCUGCUUCCAUUGGACAAGGCAGAUGAACAUGAAGAAAAAGAGAAGGCGAAGCCAGUAUCAUAUUCAUAUUCGUUUUUCCACAUCAUCUUCUCUCUUGCUAGUAUGUACUCGGCAAUGCUUCUGACAGGAUGGACAACCUCAGUUGGGGAGAGCGGGAAGUUGGUUGACGUGGGGUGGCCAUCUGUGUGGGUGCGGAUUGUGACUAGUUGGGCAACUGCAGGUCUGUUCAUCUGGUCUCUUUUGGCUCCUAUUCUGUUCCCCGAGAGGGAAUUCUGA